Molecule: messenger RNA, 590 nt
Organism: Eucalyptus grandis
Lineage: Eukaryota; Viridiplantae; Streptophyta; Magnoliopsida; Myrtales; Myrtaceae
Product: plant UBX domain-containing protein 1-like
Exons: 4
Coding region: 24-359 (111 amino acids)
Biological process (GO): protein-containing complex disassembly
Molecular function (GO): ATPase binding
Source: RefSeq, a predicted model, not a curated record
GUAAUUGUUGAUUUUUUGGUUGGAUGACUUGGGCAGAAAAAUAUUUAAAGAAUAAAAAAAUCCGAGAAGCAGAAGAGGCAGCAUGGCACUCAAGAAUAACAAAGACUGUUAUAAGGGUACGGUUUCCUGAGAAUCAUACACUAGAGGCUACAUUUCAUCCAUCAGAGAAAAUAGAGAGUUUGAUUGUUCUCCUCGAGAAAGUGGUAGCUAAACCUGAACUGCCAUUUUAUAUAUAUACUGCUCCACCCAUAAAGCAAAUAAAAGACUUGUCUCAGGACUUUUACUCUGCCGGCUUCAUUCCUGGUGCAAUAGUUUAUUUUUCAUAUGACACUCGGAAAGGGGUCAUCAAACUCUAUUGAGCAUCCUGUGAUGAAUGAAUUCAACAAUUCUGAAGAAACACAUACCGAUUGGCCGAAGUAACUUACAAUUCUUGGAUGGGACGACCCCACCGUAAAGUCGCCUCUACCUCUGAACUAUUUUUUAGCAUCACUUUUCUGGGAAGGUUUCUGUCUUUUCAUCCAAUGAACCAGGCUGCCGCCUUUGCCAUCAUUUUUCAUCACAGGAGAGUGACAGUGAAACUCUAGAUUUGU